AUGUUGAAAGCGCUGGAGCGACGACGAUCACAGGCCACGCCCGACGCCGAAGCGCCGUCAAGCAUAAGACAUGGGCCCUUCGUGCAUCCGGUUCCCCAUAAUGUAGAUUUGGAUGACCUGACGAGUGAGGAUCUGAUCGAGCUUGCCCAAGUAAGCAUACCGUGCCUGCUCUGUCCGGCUCUUGGUUUGGCGGCGGCCUCGAACCGCUUCGGUCCUUUUGAUGACUGAACCUCGCCCGUUCUCGUUCUGUAUCCGCCCGCACCGGAUGCUUCAUCGCUUAGGUUGACCUUAUCGAUCGCCGUCGUGGGGACGCUAUCAUCAAGCUGUCGCGAGCCGUCGCGCUCGGAUCCUCUGCGGGAUGCGAACUGCUAGCCAAGUGAGUCGUCUGCGCUCGCGGGAAGCUAAGGGCUUCCGUUCAUGGGCUAGCACUCUCUAGCACUCUGCACUCGCUGGUCGAGAUGCAGCACUGAUGUAUCUACCUUACCUUACAGUCUUCUGUCAAAACGUCUGCAAGGCUCAACUCCGACGGUGUGUCCGCCUCCUCCGCCAUCAUCAACUUCGUCCGCGAGUUACUUCCCGAUCGCCUCCCCGGCAGCCCUCGAAUCAACACUGCGUAUCGAGAAGACCCCCUUUACAGAUGCUUUGGCCCCUGCACACCUUUAUAUCAGGGGCUUGGAGCUCGAACUGAACUGCGAUGUUCACCGAUGCCCGGUGGAUCCGUUCCGCUCGGUGGCCGCAAACCCUUCCUCGACAAGCUCAUCAAGUUCAAGCGGCAGUCCUCCGAUCACGAGACGAGUAGACCUCGACAAGGUACUUGACCUCGUCAUUGGAGUGAGUCACCCUCUUGAUCCCGACUUGGCUUCACAUUGCCACCCCGCAAAACGGAACUGAUAGUGCCCCAUCUUCGAUUUAUUGUCCCAGCUCGUUGACGAAUAUCGGUACGGGCGAAUGCGACACGAUCACGACGAUCCAAAUUACCCCAACCUCUGGGCGCGGGGAUGUCGAGUCGCAGAGUUUGCUACACUCCACCCCGACGUCAUCACACCUCGGAUCAAGGUGCUGGUCGCGCCAUUCCCGCGCUCGGAACAGCCGUGGCCGACUGUGUUGCCGCUAGCGUUGGCGUCGGCACACGAUCGGGCCUCGGCGGAUGCGGAGGCUCUUUCUCGUAUCGACCUGAGCACACCACGAUCAACAAGUGCACGCAAGGUCGUUGUUACGCUCCAGUGCUAUCUGCUCUACUUACUUGCUCUUCAAACCUGGCAUCGAGACCAAGGGGCUGCCGAGCGAUAUUGGGAGGAGAUCGUUGAUAUCGCACAAGACUGCGGCGGUCACGUCGGAACGAGGGCAGGCAAUGAGAUUGUGGCCAAAGCUAUGAAACGUCUCGCGCGGGACUCGGGCUUUGAAUUUUGGAAACGAGAAAUCGAUUGCGCUCUCGGGGGACUCCCCUCACCGACACCAUCGUCGUCAUCAAACAUCGACUGCACGUCGACGCCUGCCUUCCAACCUUCAGCGAAUACUGUGCUGCGUGGACGGAGCGAGAGAACAUUCACCUCCAAAUUGGCUCGCGCAGAACCCUCGCAAUCCGCUUCCUUCUUUCAGCUUGCGCAUACGUAUGGCUACCCUUCCCCGCCCGAAUCGGAACAGGGCUCGCCGCCGAUCGUGGUUGUAUCUCUACGUAUAUCCGACAGUCUUGAGGAGAAGUCAUACGCACCUGAUAUCGGUUCAGGCAGUCCGAACGCAACCGUUGACUGCGCGCCAACUCGCAGCCUUCGUCGAAUCGCAUCGAACGCAUCCAUCGUGUUCGCGCCGCCUCGCCUCAUCCGUCGGGUGGCGUCGAGCUCCUCGCUCUCCACGUGUGCUCACGCUGCCGCACUACCGCAUCGAGUCUCGGGGUCCACUUGGACAGCGACAGGCGUGUUGCCUGCGAAUGGCAAUCACUCCUCCGUGGUCCCGACUGCGCCGCCACGACCUGCACCUGCUCGUGCGGCGACGUGGGCCGGCACGCUCCGGCGACGGGUGUCGGAGCUCUCCAUAUCGGCAAUGUUCCAAGAGGGCACAUUGCCUAGGCCAGUACCAUCCAAUUCCGCAGCAUCACUCUUGCGCCAGGUUCUGCAAAGAAAUGAUGACGCAGUCGCGUCGGCCGGCAUGUGGGAGGAUUCGGACCUGUUUGAGGACGACCACGAAUCCGAGGUCUACUCGGUUCCAACUUCGCCCCCCGCCUCUCCGGUCGUGCAAAAGCUCCGCGACAACAGUCGCGAGCGAUCACUCUUGAGUCGGCACCGAUCCUACGUGACACUGCCCAAAGUGAACGAAGCCUCCCGCCUCCGCUACGACUCACCGCCCCCACCGAUGAGGACGCCGACUUGCACCGUCACACCUCCGACCCCAACGAAGGAGCACUUGCUUCCCCCUCGCCCUCCCCAUCGAAUCCGCUCUUCUCGCUCGCUCCGCCGAGCCAGGAUCCAUGCCUUCGAGUCACUUCCUCCGUCGCCCGUCCGCGGCGGCGCAGACGACUUUGCAUCACCUAAGAUGGGACCAAUCGAUCCGUUCUUGCUCGAGUUGGAGCGCAACUCUCGUGUUGGCGUGGCCACAAUUUGCGAUGGGUGUGGUGCCAAUGGACUGAACUACCCAGCAUGCCCUCGGUGCGAUAAUAAGUAUUGUAGUCGAGCUUGCCGCGUCGGCAGUCAAGCUCGGCACACGUGUUGA
Microbotryum saponariae is the source of this 2706-nucleotide messenger RNA. The record is from the annotation of a GenBank genome assembly. Lineage: Eukaryota; Fungi; Basidiomycota; Microbotryomycetes; Microbotryales; Microbotryaceae.